GGGCUAAGAGAGCGAUUGGAAGCAAGCAAGAGAAAAUCGCGCUGAGGUGGCGACUAGAACCAAAAGAUCGCUGUACAGUAAGUGGAACAGUAUGGAAACCCUCCCAGCUAUUCCUAUUUAGGAGAGGGAGGCGUGUCUGUGAUGUCACACCUGUCAGCUGCUGCACAUGGAGAGAAGGGGAUGAUCGCAGGCUGGCAGCACAGAUUUGUACUUGCAGCCAAAGAGUGAGGAGCAGAAGAGUGACAACGCUGGACUUCACACACACAUACAGAUCGGUGUCCUACCCAGACUGGUCUUUCCUGGCGUUGUCGCCUCCAAGUCUCUGCACCAAGAUGGAGAAGAUGACCAGGGUCUUACCACUCAAUCCAACUUUUAUACCUCCAACGUAUGGAGUGCUGAAAUCCCUGCUGGAGAAUCCCUUGAAGCUGCCGCUACAUCAUGAUGAUGCCUUUUGCAAGGAAAAGGAUAAAGAGAAGAAGCUAGAAGAUGAUAGCUCAGCUACAGCUGUCCCCCAGUCGGCUUUCCUGGGACCGACUCUCUGGGAUAAGACCUUGCCGUAUGAUGGAGACACAUUCCAGCUUGAGUACAUGGACCUGGAAGAGUUUCUCUCUGAAAACGGGAUCCCACCUACCCAAUCCUCACAUGAACUGAAUUCUCAUCAGCCUAGCCUCCCACCACCCCCAGUGACCUCACCUUCUGUGAUCGAUCUUAGCAGCCGAGCAUCUACCUCCAUCCUACCAGGCCUGGUGCCCCAGAACUGCAUGCACAGUCCAGUGAGACCUAGUCACAUUUUGUCCACAAGCCGAAACACGCCAAGCCCAAUUGACCCAGAAUCCAUCCAGGUAGCCGUGGGCUAUGAACCAGACCCAGCAGAUCUUGCCAUUUCCACCAUUCCAGGGCAGGAGAUGUUUGACCCAAGGAAACGCAAAUUUUCGGAGGAGGAGCUUAAGCCACAGCCAAUGAUCAAGAAGGCUCGUAAAGUGUUCAUUUCUGAAGAAUUAAAGCAGGAUGAAAAAUACUGGGCUAGGCGCAGAAAGAACAACAUGGCCGCCAAGAGGUCAAGAGAUGCACGGAGGCUAAAAGAAAACCAGAUCGCCAUCCGAGCCUCGUUUCUCGAGAAGGAAAAUUCCGCUUUACGGCUGGAGGUGGCUGACCUCAGGAAAGAGCUGGGAAAAUGCAAAAACAUUUUGUCAAAGUAUGAAGCCCGACACGGGCCAGUUUGAAAGCCUUGAUGGCUACGGAGACACAUGGACACCUUCAUCUCUGCCGCGUAGCACUAAAACACAUACCAACCUAAUUCUGUCAUCAGCACUUUACUGGAAGAAGAAAUUGACUUGUAAUUUCUCCUUUUUUUACCAUUAAUAUUUCAUUAUUUUAUUUUUUUCUCAUUUGUGUUUUCGUCUCGGCACUUUCUAUACUACGAAGCGCUUUAUGAAAAGGGUAUCACUUACCUUGACUGUGUAUAAUAAUGGAAAGAAAAUAUUGCUUUUUUUCCCCCAUUUUGCUCUGGAAACUGAAACUAGUGACACUUAAGCAAAAUUGAGCAAGAAGAACUUACAGAAUAAUAUAAUGACCUUUGUUGACUUUGCAAGUCGUGGUCCGAGAUGUAUAAAUUGUUCAUCAAGCAUUGUCUAUUGUGUCAUGCUCAUUAUACUGCAGUGUCUGCAUCAAUGAUGAAUGAAAUAUAUACAAUAUAUACACUAAUUUGUCAUUUUA
Messenger RNA from Rana temporaria (common frog), 1716 nucleotides. It is a transcript of the gene HLF, whose product is annotated as HLF transcription factor, PAR bZIP family member. The record is from RefSeq and is a predicted model, not a curated record. The transcript has 4 exons. Bases 333 to 1223 code for a protein of 296 amino acids. Gene Ontology annotation, molecular function: RNA polymerase II cis-regulatory region sequence-specific DNA binding; DNA-binding transcription factor activity, RNA polymerase II-specific. Lineage: Eukaryota; Metazoa; Chordata; Amphibia; Anura; Ranidae. Gene Ontology annotation, biological process: regulation of transcription by RNA polymerase II. Gene Ontology annotation, cellular component: nucleus.